CACAUCAGUUGUUCGUCACAUGUUCGACGUGAAUGAAUAUCAACCUGUACAUAUCGUCUAAUACGUAACGAGUCAAAAGAAGAAUAAAAAACUGUAUAUUCCAAUUUAGCUAAUCAAAGAAACGAAAUAUUUUUUUGUAUAAUUCUUGUCUUUUUCGUGUGUUGAGUGCAGGCGCAUUUCCACUGUGCCAGUUAAGCGUUCUCUUUCGUGCUUUUUCGCUGCAUGCAUUCUGCAUAAAACCGCAAUACUCGAAAAGUCAGUGAAAAUUGCAAAUUGGUGCAAAUUUAAGCGCUGGUGAAAAGUGUUAAUGCGUAAGGGCAGCGCUCAAAUCCACUGGGUGAAGUGAAAGGUGCAUACAUUGUUUAUAUGCCAAAAACAAACAUACUUACAUAAAUGUAUAAAUGUGUGUUUGAAAUUCCUAAGCUGUGUCUGUGGUGUGUUUCAUGAGUGAAUUGGAAAAUUCGUAAAGGAAAAUUAUUCGCAACAAAUCUGUUUAGUGCGUAUGAAGAAUAAUAAAUAUUUCCGACCACGUUGUGUCGAAUUUGUCAUAGAAAGAAGGAAAAAAAUCCCAAACAAAAAACGUGCGCGCGUGCUACAACAAUAACAGCUGGAAAAAAAAUCGUCGAAAGCUACCAACAAACGCUCGAAGUUCAGUUCGGGCGCGCAAAACAUAACAAUUCGUGUCGCUGGCGAAGUAAACAGUGUGCAGUACGUGUUGUUGCAGCAGCGAGUUAACCUUCAGAAAAAAGCGAAGAUAACGUGUCAAGCGUCAAAGUAGCGCUUGAAGCAACAAAAGAGAGCAAACACUCAAAAUUGAAAGUUUGUAAAAGAAAUUAAUAACAAAACAACAACAMUUGUGCUGAAGAAGUGGUAAAUAGGUUAAAAUUGUGUGGUGUCGAUGCGUUGAAAUAAAAUAGAAUCCCAAAAAAGAUACACAAAUACCGAAGAAAAGUAAUGCAACAACGCAAAACCCGCUGAAGAGCCACUAUUACUAAAACAGCAAUAACAAAAGUAAAAAAAAAUUGAAAAGCUCGCUUGUAUAGAAUUUACCCUAUCUCAAUUAUUUGUUUAAGUGUAUGUGUGUAGAGAUUCGAGAUCGAACGAAAAAGAGAGGGAGAGAGAGAUACUAACGAUCGCGUGAGCAUUUAAAAGUGUAGAUCAGACGCUAAAGGUGAAAGCGGAAAGUGAAAUUAGAAAAAGUCAAUUGCGAAUAAAAAGUAAAAAACAAGAUAAAUUAAAAGUAUUAAAAACAAAAAUAAAAACAMCGAUUCAACUUUCGUUGUAUUGUGAGCGGCAAAUUGCGCAGUCCGUACACUAACGGACUCACACAUAAUGACAAUUUGUUGACUACCAAAAGCGGCGACCCAAAGCACUUAGCCACCGCUAACUAUUUCACCAGAAACAACAACCAUAGCAGCUGAUCAACAUACCAACAAUAACAAUAUACGGUGUGUGCCGUGUAUAGUGAAAAUAGAAACUGUAGAGAGUAGAGCGGAUGAGUGGCUGAAAAAAAAGCCGGCUGCGGCGGUAAUUUUCAAGUUUUUGAAGAUCACAGUUUUAAAAUAAACGGUGUAAGAGUCGAACGCGCGUUAAACGCAGUGACGAAAAGUUGUGAACAGUGUAAAUGCGCUAUACCAAAAUUCGAAAUACAUUCGAACAACAAGUGYAGUGUAUAAAAGGUAUAUAAACACKUAGUGUUUUGARAAUUUACGAAAAUUYACGAUUUUAAAGUUUCGAAAUUCAAGUUCGAAUUUUCGAAGUUCAAUUACGAAUUUUCGAAAUUUAAAUCAACUUACCUGCAGCAAAUCUCAUUUGUUUGUGUGCAAUUUAUAGCAACAUUUAGGAAACAAAACAACAACAAUAACGGGUAAAGCACAAAAACUUUGCAGUUGGCUCGCGUCGGUAUCGCUUAUCUGUGAGUGACGCGGUGUCUGUAGGUUUGUGCGCGUUUAAGUGCAUGAGUGCGUUUGGAAGACGUUUACGAAAAAACAAAUCAUGGUAAAUAACAACAGCAAAGCAACGUUGGCGACAACAACUACAGCAACGACAAAAUCAACAACAACCACAACAACAGCGAAUACAAAGCAACAACGUCAAACGGUUGGUGCCGGUACAACAGCGUCGUUGAGUUCAGUCGGCAGUGCACAGCAGAAACAACAAAAUCAGCAACCACAACAACAAAAACAGGAAAAGUUCGAACAACAGCAAAAUAUUGUCACAAAGAAUAGCAACAAAAACAAAAAUCAGAAAAAUUGUGACAACAAUGAAAAAGUGUGCAAUGAUAGAAAUGAAGACAACUACAAUAACAACAACAACAACUUCGACCCCAACAUUAACGGUGAUGUUGGUGUAAAGGAAGAUAACAACAACAACAACAACAACAACACGUUAACAACAAAAACAAUUAAGACUGCGUCAACAACAACAACAAUCACAGCAAGCGCGUUAAGCGUUUCCGCUACAGCCGCUGACAGCAAGCAGCCGCCAGAGGUCGUCAGUUGCAUCAGCGCCAAUGCUAAGGAAAAUGCGAACGACAAUGAAUUUGAGAGCGCUGCGAAAGAACGCCAGUUGCCAAGCAAAGCGGCAACAAAUGGGAAGAACAAUAACAACAACAGCAGCAACAGCAAUCGUCACAAUAACAACAAAAAUGCAAAARCACGCAAUGCCAAAAAAACCGACAAACAAGCUGUUAGCCAAAAUAAUCGCAACAGCAACAACAAUAAGAGCACUAAAAGUCAAAAUGGCAAAGUGUUUACGAAUAGCAAAAACAACAACAAGACUAAUUGGAAGCGUGUUGAGAAGCGUAACAGCAUCAUUUUCAGCACCAAUCAUCACUACAGCAACUACAAUAGCAAUGAUAACAACAACACAAUUAAAAACAACAAAUAUCCUACACAGCAUUCUAAUACGCCUAGCAUUAUGACCGAUGACGAUGAYGAUUAUCGCGACAUAACCGAUACCGAGUCGGUGCGUUCCAACGAUUGGCCACGCAAAUACUCACGUCCACAACAACAACACCAACAACAGAUAAAACAAAAACAGCAACAACAGCAAAGUGCUAAAAAACCAAGUGCCAGUGACUUAUUGACAGCCGCCCUAAUGGUGCCCUGUGAAAAGUGCAACAAAGUGAAAGUACAAGUGCAACAACAACAAGGCAACAAUUCGAAUAUGUCCUCAUAUUCGAAUAGUUCGCGCCAAUAUCGUAAAUCCAAAUCGUAUAUGGGUGAAUGUGUCGCCGAAGAGACAGGUGGUAGUGGGCGCAAUUCUGUGGCAUCUGUUGACAAUUGGCGUAAUCCCAGCGGUAAUAGUGGUAAGGCUAGUCGCUAYCAACGUUCSUUGAGCGAUCGKCGCUCUUCRUUUGAUCGCAUGUUUGCCGAACGCAAUAAGGAUUUCGUGCCAAUUGUCCAGCCAACCCGUCCUAUGCUUGCUUCGUCGAAUAUCGAAUGUGUUCUUACAGAUACCGAGAAAAUAGUGCUCAUCGAACGACUGGGGAAAGGCCGUCAGACAUAUCCAUUAAUGCAG
Bactrocera latifrons is the source of this 3522-nucleotide messenger RNA. RefSeq lists its product as uncharacterized. Gene Ontology annotation, biological process: mRNA stabilization. Gene Ontology annotation, molecular function: poly(A) RNA polymerase activity; RNA binding. Lineage: Eukaryota; Metazoa; Arthropoda; Insecta; Diptera; Tephritidae. The record is from RefSeq and is a predicted model, not a curated record.